AUGAGAUAUUGAAACAGGCAGAAAGUCUCCGUCUAGAAUUUAAAGAUCAAGUAAGGCUGGCUGCAAAGGAAUUUCUAUCCCGAAGUGAUCUUGUGAAGUGCAAACCUCUGUGUGAGCAAAUUUGCACCAACGCAACGAAGCUUGAGUUCCUAAAGAGGGUGCUCUACGAGCUGCUCAUUGAACAUCAUUCAGCCAAAGUCAUCACAACGUGAGAGAGAGUAGGCAUGGUGGUUUGAUGACAGGCUCUAAGGUGGUACAGUGAAGGGGUGGAGCGUGAUGAGCCUUCUGGCACACUAACUGAAAGAACCAGAGUAGCAGGUCUGAUCAGGGAACGCCGGCCACCCAUGGUAUAAAUCCUGGAGAGAGACACCUUGGACUGGGGGUGACAGAGGAGAGGAGACUGAACCUACCCUCUACCCUUCCCUUGCCUGCUGCUGCAGUGUGGCUGAGCAGUGCUACUUUCAUACCUCACUCUGAUAUUCCACAGCCAGGCAGGAACCAUGCCGGCCCUGUCCACCGGAUCUGGAAAUGACUCGGGUCUGUAUGAGCUGCUGUGUGCCCUGCCCUCCCAGCUGCAGCCUCAUGUCCACAGCCAGGACGACAGCACCUUUCUACACAACAUGUUCGGAGAGAGGAGCCUCCACUCGCUGGUCAAGAUCCAUGAGAGACUGCAGCACUAUGAGGAGCGUAGUCCCUCCCCCAUCCUGGACAGUGCUGGCUUCCUGGCCGCUGACCUGUCUGAGGAACUGCAGGGUAAAAGUGCCAGUGAAGAGAUCAGCGAGCUGCUCAAUCUACUGGCUAAACCCCACGUCAAGAGUCUUCUGUCUGUCCAUGACACGGUGGCCCAGAAGAGUUACGACCCCGAGCUGCCUCCGCUGCCCGAUGACAUCGAUGAUGACGAGGUCUCAGUGAAGAUCAUACGGCUGGUCAAGAACAAGGAGCCUCUCGGAGCCACAAUAAAGCGUGAUGAGCACACAGGAGCCAUCCUUAUCGCCAGGAUCAUGAGAGGUGGAGCAGCAGACAGAAGUGGUGGGCCUAUGCGCUCCCAGGCCCACCCAUGA
Molecule: messenger RNA, 1061 nt
Organism: Salvelinus namaycush (lake trout)
Lineage: Eukaryota; Metazoa; Chordata; Actinopteri; Salmoniformes; Salmonidae
Product: MAGUK p55 subfamily member 7-like
Exons: 10
Coding region: 501-1061 (186 amino acids)
Biological process (GO): protein localization to adherens junction
Cellular component (GO): cell-cell junction; plasma membrane
Molecular function (GO): protein binding
Source: RefSeq, a predicted model, not a curated record